AUGCCUUCCCUAGCUUCGCAACAUCUUCUUCCUCAAGAUAUUCAUGCCAGAGUCGAAGACUGGAUCUUGAGAGAUGACGAAGAUCCGCCGAGAUUCUACAAGAAACUUCUUGCAGACCAGAAUUCAUUUCCCCAAACAGCACAGCCCAAGGCUUUCGCCCAGAGCAAUGCUGACGCUACCUUGCCAACGGUCGGAGGAUGCUCACUCUCACAUCUCGCCGGUACAAAGCCUACUGCACCGGGAGAUGAGAAGCUUGAUAGAUACAAGCGCCGUAUGAGGUACAAAACCAAGGACGAUCGAUUUGACUAUAAAGAGACCAAGGUCCAGAAGAAGCUCGAACGUCUUUCAAAGCAUCUCAGGCGAGCAAUCGCCCACAAGUUCCAUGCGCCCAACGUGGCCCAAGAUCGGUUGACGUCCCCUUACUUGGCUUCUCAGAGGAAGACUUCCUGGCAGGAGCGCCUCAACGCCUAA
Molecule: messenger RNA, 471 nt
Organism: Aspergillus uvarum CBS 121591
Lineage: Eukaryota; Fungi; Ascomycota; Eurotiomycetes; Eurotiales; Aspergillaceae
Exons: 3
Coding region: 1-471 (156 amino acids)
Source: RefSeq, a predicted model, not a curated record